AGAGACGGGGAAACAUGGUAAACCUUUGCUUAUAUCUUUGGGUUUGUGGGUUGUGAACUUAUGGGAGGAGAGCUGUACAGAAAGUGACUUCCUUCUUCUUCCUCUUCUAUUUCUUCUUCUAUUUCUUCUUCUUCCUCCUUAUCUCUCUAUCUUCGUCGUCGUCGUCUUCUUUCGUAAGUUUCUGGAGAGAGAGAGGGUCUAGAGAGAGAGAUGGGGAACUGUCAAGCCAUUGAUGCAGCAGCUCUGGUGAUACAGCAUCCGAGUGGGAAGCUAGAGAGGAUGUAUUGGCCUAUAAGUGCGAGUGAGGUGAUGAGGUUGAACCCCGGUCACUACGUUUCCCUCAUCAUUCCGUUGCCGGUUUCCGAACAAGAUCACGAACAAGUAGCAGAGAAUCACGAGGAAGAGCACGGCAAAGCGGUGCGCUUCACUCGCGUCAAGCUUCUUCGGCCAAACGAAACUCUCGCUCUCGGCCAUGCCUACCGGCUGGUUACUGCUCAAGAGGUUAAGAAGGUUUUGAAGGCGAAAAAGAAGAAACAGCAGCUCGAAUUGCUCGAGAAGUUGCGAACUGGGCAAGGGAAGGAGAAUUCGGGUUGCGAAGAGGCAGCAGCAGAAGUGAAAUCUGAUGAGAAGGAGAAUAACAAGCAUGCUUCAAAACGCGAAAGGCACCGAUCAAGGACAUCAUCAGCGAAUGCUGCCGCUGCUGCCGCUGCUGCUGCUGCCGCUGCUGCUGCUGCCGCACUGAGGUCCAAGUCUUGGCGCCCCUCGUUGCAGAGCAUCUCCGAGGGCGUAAACUGAUCAGCGGUUUCCAAACUUCGAUAGCGAACAGAAUGCAGAGUAGACAAUAGAGUGCAAAAAUGGAUCCCAUGUUGAAAGCAAUAAUCCAUCUGUAUAGCAACACACAGAAAAAAAGCGCUGAAUCUGACAUUGUAUUAGAAGUGUGAGUUUCCUGGUAGCCAAUGGGUCUCUUCCCCAUUUUUUUGUGUUUGAAAUAUAAAUGAUCUGGAGAAAUACAAAACCAAAAGUUAAAUUUG
Molecule: messenger RNA, 1031 nt
Organism: Malus domestica (apple)
Lineage: Eukaryota; Viridiplantae; Streptophyta; Magnoliopsida; Rosales; Rosaceae
Source: RefSeq, a predicted model, not a curated record